Messenger RNA from Sinocyclocheilus grahami, 1849 nucleotides. It is a transcript of the gene cyp26c1, whose product is annotated as cytochrome P450, family 26, subfamily C, polypeptide 1. The transcript has 6 exons. Gene Ontology annotation, molecular function: monooxygenase activity; heme binding; iron ion binding. Lineage: Eukaryota; Metazoa; Chordata; Actinopteri; Cypriniformes; Cyprinidae. Gene Ontology annotation, biological process: sterol metabolic process. The record is from RefSeq and is a predicted model, not a curated record. Bases 1 to 1548 code for a protein of 515 amino acids.
AUGCACAGAAGGAAGACACAUAGUUCCCCUAAGAGAUUCUCGAAGUUUCACUGGAUAGCUUCGCUAGGAUUUUACACUCUUCCUGAGGGAUCCAGCUUUCACAUCUCCAGACGCGAGAAACACGGAAAUGUUUUUAAAACUCACCUUUUGGGCAAACCCCUCAUCCGAGUGACCGGUGCAGAAAACAUCCGUAAGAUUCUGCUGGGUGAACACACGCUGGUGUGCACGCAGUGGCCCCAGAGCACACGCAUCAUCCUGGGGCCCAACACUCUGGUAAACUCAGUUGGUGUCCUGCACAAGAGGAAGAGAAAAAUCCUUGCAAAGGUGUUUAGCCGUGGGGCGCUGGAGGCCUAUCUGACACGCCUUCAAGAUGUUGUCAAGACUGAAAUUGCUAAGUGGUGCUCCGAGACCGGGCCUGUGGACGUUUACACCGUAGCCAAGUCACUCACUUUCCGCAUUGCAGUGCGAGUCCUGCUCGGUCUGCAUCUGGAGGAGCAGCAAAUCACUUCUCUCUCCAAAACCUUUGAACAGCUCAUGAACAACCUCUUUUCUCUUCCUAUUGACACCCCCAUAAGCGGCCUGCGUAAGGGAAUCAGGGCCCGUGAGAUUCUGCACUCUGCCAUGGAGAAGAUCAUAGAGGAGAAACUGAAAAAGCAGCAAACCAGUGAUUAUUGUGAUGCUUUUGACUAUAUGCUGAGCAGUGCGAAGGAAGAUGACUAUGAGCUUACAAUGCAAGAGCUUAAGGAAACCGCAGUAGAGUUAAUCUUCGCUGCUCACUCCACUACUGCCAGCGCAUCAACAUCCCUCAUCCUGCAGCUGCUGCGUCAUCCAGAUGUGAGUGAGUGCGCCAGAGCAGAGCUGGAAAGCGAGGGGCUGAUCGGCGAUGCGCAUGGAUACUGCCGCUCUCGUUGCCAUGGGAACGUCAUCAGUGAGGAAAGUGAUGCUGCUGAGAAGAGUACCAGCGAGUGGAGAUCAGCGAUGAAUAAAACACCGUGUUUUGAAGCAGGAGACAAGGAAGAGUGGCAUCGCUCUCGCACCCACGUCCCUUACCUGAGUUUGGAGAAACUGAGUCAACUUUCUUACCUGGACUGUGUGGUCAAAGAGGUGCUUCGGUUCCUCCCACCGGUGUCUGGCGGAUACAGGACAGUCCUGCAAACAUUUGAAUUAAAUGGUUAUCAGAUCCCAAAGGGCUGGAGCGUCAUGUACAGCAUCCGUGACACGCACGAGACAGCAGAAGCAUAUCAGAACCCAGAGCUCUUCGACCCAGACCGGUUCUGCGCAGAUCGAAACGAGAGCAAAACCGACCGCUUCAGUUACGUCCCAUUUGGAGGUGGUGUGAGGAGGUGCAUCGGCCGGGAGCUCGCUUUGAUUGUGCUCAAAACUCUUGCGGUGGAGUUGCUCGCCACAGUAGAUUGCACUCUGGCAACAGAAACAUAUCCAACGAUGCAGACGGUGCCAAUCGUGCAUCCGGUCAAUGGAUUGCAUGUGUUUUUUAACUACAGAACCCACGGAGUUGAGAGAAAUCGGAGGGAAUCCACGCAUAUAUAGAUAAAAAACUUCAUUUAGACACUGUACCACAUAGAACGCCAGUGCAUAGAUGUCAAACUCCUUUUGGGAAUCAUAUGCAGUUUCCUUUAUAAUGUUUAUGUAAAGCAAACCAUCUGGAAAUGGAUGAAAUGAUGAACCUGACCCAUUCAUUAGAUAAUGCAGUCUUGAACUUGAACACUUGUUUUUAGUGAACUUGUGGAAAGGGUAAAUAUCCACUAGAAUGCAUGAAAAAGUUACUUAAACCUGUGUAAAAAUAUGUUAGGUUUGAAUAGCCAAGCCAUUGUGAUGUGCAUGAGGAAAU